AUGAAGGCCUCAUACCAGGUUGCUGGCCGGAUCCUCAUAACUCUGGGGAGUCUCAGCAUGCUCUCUGGAGUUCUCGCUUUCUUCCCUGUCUUUUCUUACAAGCUUUGGUUCAUAGGAUGGAGUGUUUGGAUCGCUUGUCCCAUCUGGAAUGGAGCAUUGGCCAUCACGGCUGGUGUGCUUCUACUAUUGGCUUACAAAGAGUGGACCCAGCGAUCCCUGUGGGAAGCUAGUUUCACCUUUGUGAUUCUGAGCAUAAUGGGAUGCCCACUUCAUUUUGCAAUAGCCUUGAAAUCGGCUCUCCUUGGACCUUAUUGCUUCUACUCAUUUUCAGGGACUGCAGGGACCAAUUACCUUGGUUAUGCAGUUGCCUUCCCUUUUCCAUAUGCAAAAUUCCCAUCAAUUUGUGUCGACCCGCCACACUAUGAAGAGUACCACUUGACACUUCAAGCUCUUGACCUGUGUCUGAGCUUUGUCCUGCUCUGUACAUCACUGACAGUGUUUAUAAAGCUUUCCACGAGACUUAUCAAGAAUGGACACAUAAAUAUAAGUUCCAACAAAAGAGGAGCACCUUGAAUGCUAAGAUGGAAUGUCUAGUAUAGAAGCACUUAAUCUCCCUUCUUCUCGCUAUUAUUUACCACUAUAUCCCAUAUAAUCAUGUUAUCCAGUCUGGCACAUAUUACGUACUCAAUAAUUAUUUUUGAACGAAUAAGUGGAAAUAUGUUAAUGUGAUAACUGAAGAUAUGGAAGUAGGUAGCACCAGUUUCUGUCCUAACCCACAAUUUAAAAAAAUUUACUCACAGGAGCAAGACAAAAAUGCCCACUCUUAUCACUUCUAUUCAACAUAGUACUAGAAGUGCUAGCCAGAGCAAUUAGGCAAGAAAAGGAAUUAAAAGGCAUCUAAACUAGAAUGGAAGGAGUACAGUUUUCUCUGUAACAGAUGACAUGAUCUUACUUAAAGGAAAUCUUAAAGAUUCCACCAAAAAAAAAAAAAAAACUCAAAACCUGUUAGAAUAAACAAAUUCAGUAAAGUUGCAGAAUACCAAAUGAACACAGAAAAAUCAGUUUCAUUUUUGUACACCAACAACAAACAAUCUGAAAAAAAAAGUAUGAAAAUAAUUUUAUUUGUAAUAGCAUCAAAAGGAAAAGAUACCUAAGAGUAAAUUUAAUCAAUGUGAAAGCUAUGUACCCUGAAACUAUAAAACACUGAUAAAAGAAAUUGAAAACACAAAUGAAUGGAGAGACAUCUCAUGUUUUAUUCAUGAGAAGAAUUAAUAAUGCUAAAAUGUCCAUAUAACACAAAGUAGUCUAUGUAUUCAAUGUAACCCCUAUCAAAAUUCUAAUGGAAUUUUUCACAUAGGAAAAAACAGUUCUAAAAUUCAUGAGAAGUCACAAAAGGCAAUAAAUAGCAGAAGCAAUCAUGAUAAAGAACAAAGCUGUAGACAAUGCACUUCCUGAUUUUAAAUAAGAGUCAGUCCUUCAUAUGCUUGGGUUUAAUAUCUGUGCAUUCAACAACUGUGGACCAAAAACUUUCUUAUGCCAUUCACAAAAAUCAAUUUGAAAUGUGUUAAAGACUUAAGAACUGAAGCUACAAACUACUUGGAGAAAAAUGAGGAAAAAGCUGUUUAUCAUUGAUCUUAGUGAUCAUUUUUUGGAUAUGACAUCAAAAGCAUAGACAACAAAAGCAAAAUCUAAAAAUAAAGAAACUAACAUUAUGCUACACAAUGAAGGAAACAAGCAAGGAAGUGAAAAAAUGAAAAUGAAAAUGGAAUGGAAAAAAUAUCUGCAAAUCAUAUAGCUAAUAAGGAGGUAGUAUUCAAAAUAUAUAAGGAACUCAUACAACUCAGUAACAAAAGCACUAAUGAUCCAAUUUAAAAAUGACAAAGGACUGUAUAGACAUUUUUCCAAAGAAGACACACAAAUAGGCAAUGCUGUUCAAAAUCCCUGAUCAUUGAGGAAACACAAAUUAAAACCACAACGAGAUAUCACCUCAGCCCUGUUAGAACAGCUAUUAUCUGAAAGACAAGCAAUAACAGAUAGUGAGAAUGUGGAGAGAAUUCUUGAACACUGUUGGUGAGAUUAUAAAUUGGUACAGCCAUUAUAGGAAACAGUAUGGAAGUUCUUUAAAAAAUCAAAAAUAUAAGCACAUAUGGUCCAGCAAUCCCACUUCUCGGUGUAUAUCCAAAUGAAAUAAAAGGAUGUGUUGAACAGUUAUCUGCACACCCAUGUUCAACACAACACUAUUCACAACAGGGAAGACACGGAAACAACCAAAGUGUCAUCAACAGAUGAAUGGUUAAAGAAAAUGGUAUAUAUAAAUACAAUGAAGUAUUACUCAGCCUUAAAAAAAAAAAAAGGGAAAUCAUGCCAUCUGCAACAAUCUGGAUAAACCUGGAAGAAAUUUUACUAAGAGAAGUAAGACAAAGACAAAUACUGCAUGAUCUCACUUAUAUGUGGACUCUAAAAAUGUCAAACUCAUCAAAGUAAAGAGUAAUGUUGCUGUUGCCAGGUGCUGGGGUUGAAGGAAGUGAGAAGAUGUUGGUCAAGGUUAUAAACUUUCAGUUUUAAGAUGAACAAAUUCUGGGGGCCGGCGCUGUGGCACAACAGGUUAAAGCUGCGGCCUGCAGUGCCCGGAUCCCACGUGGGUGUCGGUUCUAGUACCAGCUGCUCCACUUCCAAUCUAGCUCUCUGCUAUGGCCUGGGAAAGCAGUGGAAGAUGGCCCAACUCCUUGGGCCCCUGCACCCGCGUGGGAGACCUGGAAGAAGCUCCUGGCUUCUGGCUUCGGAUCAGCUCAGCUCUGGCUGUUGCGGUCAUUUGGGGAGUGAACCAGCGGAUGGAAGACCUCUUUCUCUGGCUCUAUCUCUCUUGUAACUCUGUCUUUCAAAUAAAUAAAAUAAAUCUUUAAGAAAAAAAAGGAUGAACAAAUUCUGGGGAUCUAACUACAACCUGAUGCCUAGAGUUAACAAUAUUAUAUUGUGUACUUGAAAUUUGCUAAGAGUAGAUCUUAAAUGCCUCACUACAUACAGACAUACACACACAAAAGCCUGUGCUAACCACCAUGGUUUUUGGUAAGCCUUUCAAAUCAACACACUGAACACCUCAAAUUUAUACAAUAUUAUUUGUUAGCUAUACUUCAAUAAGACUGGAAAAAAUUAAAACUAUUUUUCAAAAUAAAGUAAGAAACAUUGUACUUUUAAUGAAUGCAUAUCCUUUUAUUAUGCUCUGCAUGUAAGAGGUCAUAAGAAUAUAAUGUUCCCUGAGAAACAUGUUAAUUAAUCUUGAAUUUUAAACCUCAAUAUUCGCAUAAUUCUUGGCAAUUUUAUAAGUUUACAAUGUUAAAGCUGAUGAUUUAUUUUAUUUUAUCC
This is a messenger RNA of Oryctolagus cuniculus (rabbit), 3363 nucleotides long. It is a transcript of the gene TMEM212, whose product is annotated as transmembrane protein 212. Lineage: Eukaryota; Metazoa; Chordata; Mammalia; Lagomorpha; Leporidae. The record is from RefSeq and is a predicted model, not a curated record.